Dermatophagoides pteronyssinus (European house dust mite) is the source of this 748-nucleotide messenger RNA. RefSeq lists its product as uncharacterized. The record is from RefSeq and is a predicted model, not a curated record. Gene Ontology annotation, cellular component: intracellular membrane-bounded organelle; cytoplasm. Gene Ontology annotation, biological process: protein peptidyl-prolyl isomerization; protein folding. Gene Ontology annotation, molecular function: peptidyl-prolyl cis-trans isomerase activity; cyclosporin A binding. Lineage: Eukaryota; Metazoa; Arthropoda; Arachnida; Sarcoptiformes; Pyroglyphidae.
UCCGAAUUAUUUUGUUUAGUUUUUCCAUCCAAAAUGUAUGUCUUAAAUCGUUUUGAAUUAUGUGUAUCAUCAUCAUUGUUGAUAAUAUUCUGUUGUUUCAUCCGAAUUGAUGCAAAACAAGUCGAUGUUACUGAAGAAGCGAUAUUCGAUCUAUCGAUUGGUGGCAAACAAAUCGGUACAAUUGUUAUUGCAUUAUUUGGUCGUGAUGUACCAAAGACUGUUGCCAAUUUUGCACGGUUAUCCAGUUCGGAAGGCUACCAGGGAAAAUCGUAUCGUAAUUCCCGUUUUCAUCGUAUAAUACCGAAUUUCAUGAUACAAGGUGGUGAUAUUAUACGUGGUGAUGGUCGUGGUUCUUUCUCCAUCUAUGGUGGACGUUUUGCUGAUGAAAAUUUCAAUAUUAAGCAUACUGAAGCUGGUUUGUUAUCGAUGGCAAAUUCUGGACCCGAUUCGAAUGGAUCACAAUUUUUCAUAACAUUAGUACCAACACCAUGGUUAGAUGGUAAACAUGUUGUAUUUGGUAAAGUUGUAUCCGGUAUGGAAGUUAUACAGCAAAUUGCCUCCGUACAACGUGAUGCUAAUGAUCGUCCAUUAGAUGAUGUCGUCAUAACCCGUUCGGUUACACGUCCGGUUAAUGCACGUUUAAUCAUACCCAGCCAAUAAUCAAUCGAUUUUUGUAUUAUAUCAAUCAUUCUUUUAUUGAAUCAAAAUAAAACACACAAACAGAGCAUGCGCUUUACAAGGCAUGCAU